Molecule: messenger RNA, 1244 nt
Organism: Procambarus clarkii (red swamp crayfish)
Lineage: Eukaryota; Metazoa; Arthropoda; Malacostraca; Decapoda; Cambaridae
Source: RefSeq, a predicted model, not a curated record
AUGUUUGGGAAGGAGUUCGUGGAGAAACGUCAAGGUAUAUCUGUUCAGAGUGACUGGUGGUGGGAGCGGGUUGUGUUGGCAGUGUGGGGGCUGGUGACAGUGGUGUUGACGCAGAGCUACGCAGGCAACCUCAUGGCACUCUUGGCUGUCACAAACAUCCCUCAACCCUUCCAGUCCCUCCACGACAUUGUGGACGACCACUCUGUAACUUUGCUGGUUCAGAGUGGUGCUGCAAAAACAGUAUAUAUUACUACUGCGAAGGUUGGAAUAUUGCGAGAUGUCGCAGAUCUACAACAAAAGAAUCGUCUAAAAUUUAUCAAGACGUCAGAGUUCGUUCGGAGUAUCAACACACUUGUAAGGAAUGGUCAUUACUUACUCAUAUCAGAAGAAGUUCUGGAAAGAGCUGUAAUGGCCCGAGACUUCUCUCGUAAAGGUCAGUGUGACUUUUACUUGGGCCGGGAGGGGUUCCUGCCGCUUAUGUACUCUUUAGCUUUCUCUAAGGGCAACUGUCUCGUGCCCGUCUUCAGCAAAAGGAUCACGAUGAUGCUUGAAUCCGGACUGUACAAUCAUUGGGUAAAAACCACAAUACCAAACUUUACUGCCUGUGACAACCUUCCAACCAAGAUAGUAAUCCAGGCUUCACUGUCAGUUGCUGACAUAUGGGGAAUGUUCUUCCUGUUGGCUUGCGGCCUCGCUCUCAGUCUGUUCGUCCUGUGCCUGGAGCUCCUGUAUAACCAUGUUCAUCAGUGACACAAGAAUGUUCAUCUUGUGCUGGAGCACCUGUAUAACCAUGUUCACCGGUGACACAAGAAUGUUCAUCUUGUGCCUGGAGCACCUGUAUAACCAUGUUCACCGGUGACACAAGAAUGUUCAUCUUGUGCCUGGAGCACCUGUAUAACCAUGUUCACCGGUGACACAAGAAUGUUUAACUUGUGCCUGGAGCUCCUGUAUAACCAUGUUCACCAGUGACACAAGAAUGUUCAUCUUGUGCCUGGGGCUCCUGUAUAACCAUGUUCACCAGUGACACAAGAAUGUUCAUCUUGUGCCUGGAGCUCCUGUAUAACCAUGUUCACCAGUGACACAAGAAUGUUCAUCUUGUGCCUGGGGCUCCUGUAUAACCAUGUUCACCAGUGACACAAGAAUGUUCAUCUUGUGCCUGGAGCUCCUGUAUAACCAUGUUCACCAGCGGCAAAAGAAUGCUCGUACAGGAGCUCCUGUACCUUGAGCUCCUGUAUAACCAUGCU